ACAUGAUGACGUCACGUUACCGCGCCAUGUAGUCCCAGAAAGGCGGAGGUGACGGUUCUCGUGCACGUUGAUGUAUUUAUGAAUAAACGGCGGACGGUUCAUCAUCAUCAUCAUCUUCAUCAUCAGCCGGACAGUUGGUUUCAGCUCUGAGAUGUCAGUCACUGAGAUGUUCAGUUACAUUCAGGGCUUCCUGAGCGCUGACCAGGACAUCAGAGAGGUAUGAAUGAACACGAACGGUCAGAGUCUGUUAGCCUGCUGCUAACCACAGCCGAUACCCGCUCAUCGAUACAUUAAAAUAUAGUCUCAUAAUGAUAACCGAGCUGAAAGAGCACAAAUUCGAGUUAUCAAGGUCAAAUAAAUGACACCGAUAUCAUGGCUUUAUUUUAUUUUAAAGGAAAAACGUGGAUGAACGGUGUGUCACUUUACUGAAAACGUGAAUUUUAACUCUGCUCGCAGUUAUUUUUCAUGUUUGGAGUCAUUAUUUCGCCACACCCAGGUUUUUUUUGGUGGGUCAGUUGAAGCUAAAUUGGAAAUCUUACAAAAAGAAUAAUGCUACUUAUGACAGAAAAAGUGCUGCUCUUUGGAAAAAUGAUAAAUAAUAAAUAGACUUAUUAAAGCUCCUGUAAGGAACUUUAGGUUUGUGUUCAUAUUUCAUGUAGAAAAUAUAAACAAAACAAAAACAAAGCUGGUUUUGCAGCACCAGUAUUGGGCAUUAAAAAAUACUGCAAAAAAUAUAUUAUGUUGUCUCAGAUGGUGUUGUUUGCGUUUGUGUGUAAUAAAAGAGCAUCAGUUUGACUUUCUGUCUGUUUCACUUGAACUUUUUAAUUUUGCACACCUUCACAAAAUACCCCCUUAAGUCUCCCUCAUGUUUUUAUUUUUUUAUUUUAUGAAUUUCCUGUAAUAUCAAAUAAUUUGAUUAGCGAUACUUGAAGCUCCUGUGAGGAACUUUUAGGGUACCUUUGAUAACUUCUUAAAGGGAUACUCCAGCGUAAAAUUAAUAGCCACCAAACAUAUUUUAAGCUUUACCAACUCACCCACCCACCCUGAUCAUAAAUGUUCUUCCUUGAGCUGCGACAACCUGCUGCAGUCCAUAAUGGACUGGCCCGAGGUCUUGCUACAAACAAGCGGCUGCUGUAAGAGAGUGGGUGGGUUGUGUUUAGUCUCUUUGCUAAAGAAAUCAGGCAAAGUUAAAAAGAGCGGUUGGCAACAUUCCUCUCUCGAGGGGGUGUCUAACUCGGUGUUACGGUGUGUCUGACCCUAAAUUAAUUUUACGCUGGAAUAUCCCUUUAACUUUUCCAUAAGUAAAUGUAUAAUUUAAUGUAUAAUAGGUUAUGAAUAAUUUACAUAUUACAUACAUACACAUAUAAUUAACACUUAUUUAAAUGCCUUUUCUUCCAGGAUAUCCGUAAAGUGGUCCAGACGUUGGAGCAGACUGCCAGAGAAAUACUGACUGUACUCCAGAGUGUCCACCAGCCAUCCGGGUUCAAAGAAAGUGAGUGUGUGACAUACUGUGAACAAGCUUGGAGUUAUGUUUGAAGCACUUUUUGAUAUAUUUCAGAUUAAUUAUUUUCCUCUCUUCUCCUUCUCCUAGUUCCUGGUAAAUGUACAAAGGCACGGGAGUUGUUCUGCACCGUUAGGACACAAAUUGCAGACCUCAAAACAAAGUUUCCUGCGGAGCAGUAUUACAGGUAGGAGGCACAUGUCAGCUUACCCAUUCACUGUUAUAUUUUCUGUCAUUUUUAAUUUGUAAUUUUGGGUAAGAUGUUGUUCAGCUAAAAUCAGACUGUAAAAGAACAAAAAUACAAAAUGAAUUUUCUUGUGAAAUCUCUUCCUCUGAUCUAUUUGAUCCUCUUGAACUUCAGGUUCCAUGAACACUGGCGGUUUGUCCUGCAGCGUUUGGCUUUCUUGGCGGCCUUUGUUGUCUACCUGGAGAGUGAAGCUCUUGUGACUCGGGAGGAAGUGGCUCAGAUUCUUGGCAGUGAGUGUCGGUUUCAGUGUUUUAGUGUUAAGCAUCCACUGAGAGAGAACAACUGCUUUAAGUUUCAAUAUUUUUCUUUGCCCUCUUUGCCUAAAAGUUGAGGUGGUGCGGGAGAAAGGCUUCCACUUGGACGUAGAAGACUACCUGGCAGGUGUGCUCAUCAUGGCGAGUGAGCUGGUGAGUGUCUCAUCAUAUGUUCGUUAUCUGCCUGUAUUUGUCAAAAUUGAAGCCUCAUAUGACUUCAGAUUGCCCCGUCAUUUGUCUCGAGUUUAUGAAAGCCUCCAAGAUUUUCAAAAAGACUUCCAAAAUUCGAUCAGUCGGACCACAGGACAGUUUAAAGAGACUCUAGCUCAGAGAAGUCACUGCAGUUUCUGGAUGAUGUUCAUACAUAUGGUUUCCUCUCUGCAUGGUACAGUUCGAACCCGCAUUUGUCGACAUAACUACACACUUUGUGCGCACAAAAUGUGGUGGUGAAAGUGGUGACUCUAAAGGCGUGAACUGCCCUUUAACAAGCUGUUUUUUUCCACAUUCAAGUUAAGUUGUAUGAUAAAUGACUUGUGGUUUCCAACAUCUGUCUUUGUUUAGUCGCGUCUGGCAGUUAACAGUGUCACAGCUGGAGACUACAGCCGGCCGCUCCGCAUCUCCAACUUCAUCAACGAGCUGGACUCUGGUUUCCGCCUGCUGAACCUGAAGAACGACCCGCUGCGGAAACGCUACGAUGGCCUUAAGUAUGACGUAAAGAAAAUCGAGGAGGUCGUGUAUGACCUGUCCAUCCGUGGGCUGGCUAAAGAGCCGGAGUCUGCCGUGGAAAAAUAGAGCUCUAAGGAGGAGGAUGCGGUAGCCGCCCCCCCCUGGCUGGGACCUCUCCACGGCUGCUGCCCCCUUUAACCUUCCUGGAGGGCAAGACCCAGAGCUGCAGCUGAGGCCCCAGCAGCUGAGGACAGACUGUGUGAGUGUGUGUGCAUGAAUGAGUGUGUGUUUGUGGGACGGCGUGCAUGAGAAGGUUGUGAUAGAUGACAGUCUGUCAGAAGGGUGGCAGACAUGGUGCCCAAGUUUGGCGCUGUUGUUCAGAGGAUUAAGAUCGAAGGUUCAAUUUGUUGUCAGUUUCUGGAAAUCUGUGUUCAAGUUCCUGUUCCUAUGUGUUAUUGAUUCAUUGAGUUGACUUUGCAACUGUUACAUUUCAUUUGCAGUUCAACUAUAGUAAUGUUAAAACUGUUGGACACGCAGGCGGAGACCCCUCGUAAUUGAGCGCUUCUGUCGUAAAGAGCUUAUUUUUGUGGAUGUUUGUGUUUCAAAACAAACAAAACUGUGUCGUGUUAUGUUCAUGUUAGGUGGUUUUUCUUUCAGACCCUAUAUUGCUGUCAAAAAGUAUAUGCAUCCAAACAGAAAUCCAGGAGCCUUAUUUGAUGCAACAAUCCUGUGAUCACAUCAAGAAUCCAAAAGUCUAAAAUACAGCAACGCUUUCUUUACAUGUCGCAGCACUCUUACCGUAUAUAUCAACCAUUCUGGCUUUCAUAAAAUGAAAAAAACGAAAGGAAAAAGCUUCGGUUAAGAUUUCAAUCAUUUGCACCUUAACUACAGAGACCUAAUUUUCAUAAAUGAGGCUCCAGGAGAGGUACAGCCAAAGAAAUGACUAAGAUGCACUGCAUACAAUAUGAAGCUGAAGCUACUGUGUGAUUAGUUAGAUCCUUAUUUUGUCAUUUUUCCUACAUUAAGGAAUUUUUGCUGAACAGUGCCAAUGAAUACGACUGAUGAGCCAUUUUUAUUGCUUUGGUUAGGUGCUGAAGCUUUCCCUGGAAAUUCACAAGAAAAUGCAAAAUAGUCCGACUGUCACAUUUAUGCCCUGCAUGUAGUAUGAUCUCUGUUUUUCUUUUCUUUUUCGUACAUCUGCCUAAGAAAAUAGUGAUGUUUGUGUUUGCCUUCAUGCUGCAGUGAGGCAGGAUUGUGUUUUCUAGAAGUUAUUCAUGUUCACUUUUUUGCCAUUUUGUGCUUUUGUUUCUUGGAGUAAUGAGUGUAUUCCACAUGUACUGUGUAAUGAAUCGGUUGUCCUUAAAAUGCUUCAUAUUACUAUGAAUAUAUUUCUACAUUCUGCAUUUCCAGCUUUUGUCAGACUUUUACUUUUUACUUUGACUUUUUAACAGUACAAAUACAUAAAUCCAACAAAAUAAAAAUAUAUAUUUGGUAGGCAAG
Molecule: messenger RNA, 4168 nt
Organism: Xyrichtys novacula (pearly razorfish)
Lineage: Eukaryota; Metazoa; Chordata; Actinopteri; Labriformes; Labridae
Source: the annotation of a GenBank genome assembly